GGGAGUCCUUGCGCGAGAGGCUUGGUGCGCGGCGCCAGAGGGAGACCCGGUUUCCUGCGGUGCCGCGGGAGAGCCGGUCACCUGUCCCUGCGGCGGAGCUGCGGACGCCUCACGCAGGGGCCCGAGGACGACCUGGAGCUGUCGCCGAGUCCCCGCACUUCCGAUGCUGGUCGUCUGGCCUGGAACUUGCGAGGCUGGCCGCGCGCUUCUCCGCUCACCUUUUCUGAGGCAAAUUCUCCUCAGCGACCAACAGGCCAGAGGUGGAUGAACCGCUGAGCGGGCGCAGCUUGGGCUCCAGCUGGCGCCGCGGUUGAGGAGCGAGGCGAGCCUGGGGCUCCGGGCGGCGACCGUUCUGUGAGAAUGUACAAUAGUAGAUAAAGAAGAAUCAAAAUAUGUGGACCAGGCUAUAAAUUCUUCAAGAGUCUUUAAAAUGGAAAACCAAACAAAAUAGCUGGAGAAGGUGUCAAAGAGAAGGUAUGUCAUAUCAGCACCAAAAGUACUUCGUGUUGGAGCAUCUGAAAAUAUUGUAAUUCAAGUUUAUGGAUACACUGAAGCAUUUGAUGCAACAAUCUCCAUUAAAAGUUAUCCAGAUAAAAAAAUUAGUUACGCUUCAGCCUCUGUUACUUUAUCCACAGAAAAUAAAUUCCAAAACUCUGCAAUCUUAACAAUACAACCCAAACAAUUGCCUGGAGGACAAAACCAAGUUCCACAUGUGUAUUUGGAUGUUUUAUCAAAGCAUUUUUCAAAAUCAAAAAAAAUGCCAAUAACCUAUGACAAUGGAUUUCUCUUCAUUCAAACAGACAAACCUGUUUACACUCCAGAACAAUCAGUAAAGGUUAGAGUUUAUUCACUGAAUGAUGACUUGAAGCCAGCCAAAAGAGAAAUUGUCUUAACUUUCAUAGAUCCUCAAGGAUCGGGAGUUGACAUUGUAGAAGAAAGUGAUUAUACUGGAAUUAUCUCUUUUCCUGACUUCAAGAUUCCAUCUAAUCCUAGAUAUGGUAUGUGGAAAAUUCAAGCUAAAUAUAAAGAGGACUUUUCAACAACUGGAACUGCAUAUUUUGAAGUUAAAGAAUAUGUGUUGCCACAGUUUUCUAUCUCAAUAGAACCAGAAAAUAGUUUCAUUGGUUAUAAGAACUUUAAUAAUUUUGAAAUUACUAUAAAAGCAAGGUAUUUUUAUAACAAAGUAGUUGCUGAGGCUGAAGUUUUUGUCUCUUUUGGAAUAAAAGAUGACUUACAUGAUGAUAACAAAGUAAUGAUGGAAAAGGCAAUGCGAAGCACAAUGCUGAUAAAUGGAGUUGCUAAAGUCACACUGAACUCUGAAAUGGCAGUUAAAGAAUUGUCCUACAGCAGUCUGGAAGACUUAAACGAUAAGUACCUUUAUAUUGGUGUAACAGUCAUAGAGUCUUCAGGUGGAUUUUCUGAAGAGGCAGAAUUUUCUGCCAUCAAAUAUGUCCUCUCUCCCUACAAACUGUAUUUGGUUGCUACUCCUCUUUUCUUGAGGCCUGGAAUUCCAUAUUCUAUCAAGGUGCAAGUUAAGGAUUCGCUUGAUGAGUUAAUAGGAGGGGUGCCAGUGACCCUGAGUGCACAAACGGUCAGUGACAACCAAGAGACGGCUGAGUUGGAGUCAAAGAAAAGUGUAACAGGUUCCAGUGAUGGAGUAGCUUCAUUUGUGGUGAAUCUCCCAUCUGGAGUGACAGCGCUGGAGUUUACUGUCAGGACCGAUGAUCCAGAUCUUCCAGAAGAAAAUCAGGCCAGCAAAGAUUACAGAGCAGUAACAUACUCAUCUCUCAGCCAAAGUUACCUUUAUAUUGACUGGACUGGAAACUAUAAACCUAUGCUCGUAGGAGAAAAUCUGAAUAUUAUUGUUACCCCCAAAAGUCCAUAUAUUGACAAAAUAACUCACUAUAAUUACUUGAUUUUAUCUAAGGGCAAAAUCGUUCACUUUGGCACAAGGGAGAAACUUCCAGAUUCCCCUUAUCAAAGUAUAAAUGCUCCGGUGACACUGAACAUGGUUCCUUCAGCCCGUAUCCUGGUCUAUUACAUCGUCACAGGAGAGCAGACAGCAGAAUUAGUGUCUGACUCAAUCUGGUUAAAUAUUGAAGAAAAAUGUGGCAACCAGCUUCAGGUUUAUCUGUCUCCAGGUACAGAUUCAUACUCUCCAGGUGAACAUGUAUCUCUUAAUUUGGCAACUCACUCAGAUUCCUGGGUGGCGUUAGCAGCAGUGGACAGUGCUAUAUAUGGAGUCCAAAGGAAGGCCAAGAAGUCCCUAGAAAAAGUAUUUCAAGCUUUAGAGAAGAGUGACCUGGGCUGUGGGGCAGGUGGUGGCCGCAACAAUGCAGAGGUAUUCCGCCUGGCUGGACUCACCUUUCUCACCAAUGCAAAUGCAGAUGACACCCAAGAAAAUGAUAAACCUUGUGAAGAAAUUCUCAGGCCAAGAAGAAUGCUGCAAGAGAAAAUAGGGGAACAAGCUGCGCAAUACAAACAUAUGCAAGUGAAAAAAUGCUGUUUUGAUGGAGCUUAUCGUAAUGAUGAUGAAAGCUGUGAACAGCGAGCUGCCCGGAUUAAGUUAGGCCCAAGAUGCAUCCAAGCUUUUUUGAAUUGUUGUACCAUAGCACACCUGUUCCGUGCUGAAGAGUCUCAUAAACAUAUGCAUUUGGGAAGGCUACAUAUACGGCCCCUGGCACCAGUAACCAAAGCAGAAAUAAGAAGCUAUUUUCCAGAAAGCUGGUUAUGGGAAGUUCAUCGUGUCUCCAGAAGAAAGGAGUUGCAGUUUGUGCUACCUGAUUCUCUAACUACCUGGGAAAUUCAAGGUGUUGGCAUUUCAGACAGUGGUAUAUGUGUUUCUGAUACUGUCAAGACAAAAGUAUUCAAAGAUAUAUUCCUGGAAAUGAAUAUACCAUAUUCUGUUGUACGAGGGGAACAGAUCCAAUUGAAAGGAACUGUUUACAACUAUAGGAUGUCUGGGAUAGGGUUCUGUGUUACAAUGUCUGCUAUGGAGGGAAUCUGUUCGUCAGGAAGCCCAGUCAUCAGCCAUCAGGGGAGAAAGACCUCUAAAUGUCUGCAGCAGAGAAUAGAGGGCUCCUCCAGUCAUUUGGUGACCUUUACUGUGCUUCCUCUGGAAAUCGGCCUCCACAACAUCAACUUUUCACUGGAGACUUCACUGGGAAAAGAAAUCUUAGUAAAAACAUUACGAGUGGUGCCAGAAGGUGUCAAAAAGGAAAGUUAUGCUGGUAUUACUCUGGACCCAAAGGGUAUUUAUGGUGUCGUUAGCAGACAAAAGGAGUUCCCAUACAGGGUACCAUUAGAUUUGGUCCCCAAGACAAAAGUCAAAAGGAUUGUGAGUGUAAAAGGACUACUUAUGGGUGAGGUCAUAUCUGCAGUUCUGAGUCGGGAAGGUAUUGAUAUGCUUACCAACCUCCCCAAGGGAAAUGCAGAGGCGGAAUUGAUGAGCAUUGUCCCAGUAUUCUAUGUUUACCACUACCUGGAAGCAGGAGAUCAUUGGAACAUUUUUCAAAAUGCAUUAACUGAAAAACAAUACUUGAAGAGAAAAUUAAAAGAAGGGAUGAUAAGCAUCAUGUCCUACAAAAAUCCUGACUAUUCUUAUAGCAUGUGGAAAGGUGGAGAUGCUAGUACUUGGUUAACAGCUUUUGUUUUAAGAGUACUGGGACAAUUACAUAAAUAUUUACCUCAGGACCAAAACUCAAUUUGUAAUUCUUUAACCUGGUUGGUUGAACAUUGUCAACUAGCAAAUGGAUCUUUCAAGAAAUAUUCCCAUUAUCAACCACUAAAGUUACGGGGAACCUUGUCUACUGAAGCCCAAGAGAGCACCUUAUAUCUUACAGCCUUUACUGUGAUUGGAAUUAGAAAGGCUUUUGAUAUAUGCCCACUAGUGAAAAUCAACACAGCUCUAAAUGAAGCUGACUCAUUUCUACUUGAAAAUGCCCUCUCGGCCCAGAGCACCUUCACACUGGCCAUUGCUGCUUAUGCUCUUUCCCUGGGAGAUACAACUCACUCACAGUUUCGUUCCAUUGUCUCAGCCCUGAAGAAGAAAGCUUUAGUUAAAGGUAUUUCAUCCAGUUAUCGCUUUUGGAAAGAUGAUCAACAGCCGGAUAGCCCUGUACCUAACACUGGUACAGCACAUAUGGUGGAAACCACUUCCUAUGCUUUACUUACCAUUUUGAACUUGAAUGAUUUGAAUUAUGCUAACCCAAUUAUCAGGUGGCUAUCCGAAGAGCAGAGGUAUGGAGGUGGCUUUUAUUCAACCCAGGAUACAAUUAAUGCCAUCGAGGGCUUGACAGAAUAUUCACUCCUGACUAAAAAACUCCAACUGAAUAUGGAUAUCAGUGUUUCUUACAAGCAUAAAGGUGACUUCUAUCAUUAUAAGAUAACAAAGACGAAUUUCCUUGGAAGACCAGUAGAGGUGCCUCUCAAUGAUGACCUCAUUGUCCGUAGUGGAUAUAGCAGUGGCUUGGCUACAGUGCAUGUAGCAACUGUGGUUCACAAAAUUGGUACCUCUGAGGAAUUUUGCAGCUUUCAUUUGAAAAUUGACGCCCAGGACAUGGACGCAUCCAACUUCAGAGACACCUCGGAAUACAAGCGCCUAGUAGCAUGUGCCAGCUACAAACACAGUAAAGAAGAAUCAUCAUCCGGGUCCUCCCAUGCAGUGAUGGAUAUCUCUUUGCCUACUGGAGUCAAUGCAAACACAGAAGACUUAAGAGCUCUUGUAGAAGGGGUGGAUCAAGUAUUAACUGACUACCAAAUCAAAGAUGGGCAUGUUAUUCUGCAACUGAAUUCGAUUCCUUCCAAUGAGUUUGUUUGCAUUCGAUUUCGGAUAGUUGAACUUUUUCAAGUUGGGUUUCUGAAUCCUGCUACUUUCACAGUGUAUGAAUACCACAGACCAGAUAAAAAGUGCACCAUAUUUUAUAGUACCUCCAAUAGCCAACUUCAGAAAGUCUGUGAAGGAGCAACGUGCAAAUGUGUAGAAGCUGACUGUGGACAAAUGCAGCCAGAAUUGGAUUUGACAAUCUCUGCAGAUACUAGAAAAGAAACAGCAUGUAAACCAGAGAUUGCAUAUGCUUAUAAAGUUAGUAUCACAUCCCUCACUGAAGAAAAUGUUUUUGUCAAGUACACUGCAACCCUCCUGGAUGUCUACAAAGCUGGUGAAGCUGCUGCUGAGAAAGACUCUGAAAUCACCUUCAUUAAAAAGGCAACCUGUGUUAAUGCUAACCUGCAAAAAGGAAGGCAGUAUUUAAUUAUGGGUAAAGAAGCUCUCCAGAUAAAACACAAUUUCAGUAUCAAGUACAUCUACCCUUUAGAUUCCUCCACCUGGAUUGAAUAUUGGCCUACAGACACAAGGUGUCCAUCAUGCCAAACAUUUUUAGCCAAUUUAGAUAUGUUUGCUGAAGACAUCUUUUUAAAUGGCUGCGAAAAUCCCUGAAAAAAGUCAUCAGUGUACAGUUUUCACUAUGAAUUCCUGUUGUUGAAGUUUCUUCCUUUUCUUUUUUUAAACGUUCACAGCUGGUCUUAUUUGGAAAGCUCACUUUACUUAGAAUUAGUGGCACUUGCUUUUAUUAGAGAACGGUUUUAAGAGCUGUAACAUUCUGAAAUAACAUGGCCUUGGGGGCAUGGAGACAGGUACUCAUUCCAAGGUUAUUGGACACCAGAAGCAAUAAAUUGGAACGUCUCCUAAAACCUACCACUCAGGAAUGUUUACUGGGGACAAAAGAAUAGCCCAUUGAAAUGUGGUAUCUUAGAAAAACACGCCCUUGCUUAAAAGAAAAUACCAAGGAAGAGAAAACUGAUCAUUAAAGCCUAACUUUGCUUUCAAAAUGUGCAAAAAAGCAGAAAAGCAUGUUAUUUUAUGCUUCACCCACACAAAGACAGGCAAAUUGAGAGGUGGAGAAGGCAGCAGUAGAGAAUCAAGAAGGCCUAACCUUGAAGCCCUCAGCAAACUGAGGAGGUAGGAGAGUUUGCCUUUGCCCUUCCCCUUCGGUUGCCCUCUCCUUUCCCCCUUUCAGGACCUCUAGUUUCUUCCCUUCCCUCCCAGCACAUACUCAUUUCCCCAGGAACUCACCCUUGCUAAUAAUUGUUCUCCUGGAAGAUAGGCCCCAGUGCAGCAACCUGGUGAAAUCAGGAACCAGGAGGCCUUUGUUGUACCCCCAACUAGAUGUCUAAGCCUUCGUUUGGCUUUAUAACAGAGGAAUUAUAACAGGAUGUUCAUUUAAGUGACAUUUUGUAGCACAUUAAAGCUCUCACACAUAUUCCCAUUUAAUGGCUCAAGCAUCUCACAAGGUAUAAGAAUUAUUAUUAUCCACAUUUUACAGAUGAGGACAUGGAGGCCCAGAAAAAUGAAGCAAUUUUCCCAGCCUAUUAAGGGGCAGAGUCAGUGACCACAUCUCAAGGCUCUCUCAGUGUAAGCACACCCCUCUUCUGCAUCACUGCACCCGCCACAUUGCUUGUCAGGUUUCACUUUCUAAGACUAAGACAGGAUGCAGUUGGAGUUUCUCAGAUGUGUAUAGUUUAACCAGCCCCACUGAAAUAUUGCCAAGGAAGUGUGAAGAUAAACUCUGGAUGUAACAGUAACUGUGACUAAAAUGCAUUGCCUUUUUGAAAAAUCUGCUUUUUUUUUUUUUUUAACCAACCCUGCAGUGUGCCUUGUAACACUAAGAUUUUCCACUUCCAGGAACUAAGGAUUUAUUUUUGUUAAUGUCAAAGCUCACAUUGUAGACACUCCCUUGGCAAAAACAACCAGUGUGUCCAAUAUGCCUAAACUCUCUGCCAGCGAGGGGUGAGGGCCCUCCAGAGCAGGCCUGAAGUGUCACCAUCUUUCUGAUGCAGGGUGGAGGGGACCCUGCAGUGCUCCAGGAGCACCAGAGUUUCUGAACUGUUGGGUUGCCUUCUCCCUGAGCACUGUGGCCAAUAGGGUGGGCCACAGUGGCCUAAUUCACCCACAAUACAGCUGAGCUUUUAAACAUCAAAGCAGACCUUUGUGAGUUAGCCUGGCACCACUUAAAAAUCUGCCAGCUCCUCUUCAGCUAAUUCCUAUGCAUUGAAACAUACUUCCUUAGUGAGGCUUUUGUGUCCCUCCAAACAAGCUGGGGCCCUGCACUUCUCUUCCAAGGCACUUGCAAUAACUUACUUAAUCAUGACUAUUGUUUAGUGCGAAGCUUCUGGCUCCACUGUAAGCUCCAUGUGGGUCCAUUCUAUUCACCACUAUUUCCUGUGCCUGGCACAAUGCUGGAAACAUUAUAGGGACUCUGUGGAUCCCCCACUGAGUGUGGGCAUCAGAACGAGGGAGUGGAACACUAGUAUCUCUUUUACCUGUAGCUGUAAGAAGAUAUUUUAUAAUCUUAUGUUGUGAAACAGAAAACAAAACUACGUAGCAUGUAAGCAUCCAAAUCUUGGGUAUUGAUUUCUUUCUGUGAACAUGAAAGGAGCUCAGAGAUGAGUGAUUGAGUGAGCUGCAGGAGCUGCUGGGAGCUUCCUAGAGAAAGAUGGGCGAGAUCUGUGUAAGCAGAGACAGGAGGGUCUUUGUGGUUAUGGAGAAAAGCAUAAGGCAGGUUUCUACUGGUAAUGAGGAGGAGGAUUUAGGUGGUACAAAUGAACACUUCAUUUUAAUAGUUAUAUACUUAUUUUAAUAUAUAUAGAUGGUUCCCAACUUGUGAUGGUUUGACUUAGGAUUCUUCAGCUUUACAAUGGUGAAAAGUGAUACUCAUUCAGUAGAAACCAUAUUUCGAAUGUUGAUCUUUCUCAAGUUAAUGAUAUAUAGCAUAAUACUAACUCAGGAUGCUGGACAACAGCAGCAAGCCGCAGCUCCAUCAGCCACGUGAUCACACAGAUAAAUAACCGAUGCUAUACAGUGCACUGUGUUGCCAAAGUAUCUUGGAUAUUGUGUUUUGACUAUGAUUAAGAUAGGCUAGACUAAGUAAGCCAUAAUAUUUGUUAAGUUAGGUAUAUUAAAUGCAUUUUUUACUUACGAUAUUUUCAACUUGUGAUGGGUUUAUCAAGACAUAACCUCAUCAUAAGUCGAGGAGCAACUAUCUGUAUUAGAAAAAACAUA
Messenger RNA from Myotis myotis, 8059 nucleotides. RefSeq names its product complement C5 (gene C5). Gene Ontology annotation, molecular function: endopeptidase inhibitor activity; protein binding. The record is from RefSeq and is a predicted model, not a curated record. NCBI's taxonomy places the organism in Eukaryota, Metazoa, Chordata, Mammalia, Chiroptera, Vespertilionidae. Gene Ontology annotation, cellular component: extracellular region. Gene Ontology annotation, biological process: complement activation; inflammatory response. The transcript has 42 exons. The coding region runs from base 758 to 5437 and encodes 1559 amino acids.